Messenger RNA from Linum trigynum, 1058 nucleotides. The record is from the annotation of a GenBank genome assembly. NCBI's taxonomy places the organism in Eukaryota, Viridiplantae, Streptophyta, Magnoliopsida, Malpighiales, Linaceae.
CUUUCUCCAGCGGCCACUCUGCAUCGACGGACAGACUUUUUCUCCGGUGAAUUCUCUCCGGCAGACUCCCUCCGGCAACCUGAAAAAUGUACCAGUGCGUUAAAAAGUGUACCAAUCCAUUAGUCUACUGGUAAUUAAUAUACCAGUGCUAGUGGUACGCUACCAGUGCGUUAAAAAUGUACCAGUGCUAGUGGUACGCUACCAUUACAGCGCUACCACUACCAUAUUGUAUCGUACCACUAGCAUUGGUAGCGGUACCAGUAGAGAAUAACACAAAAAAAAAACAGAUGAUAGUGGUACCAGAUGAUAGUGGUACGCUACCACUACCAGCUACCUUAUGGUAGUGGUAGGUACCACUAUCACUGGUACGCUACCAGAAGAAAAAUGGUACCACUAAAAAACCAGAUCUAGAAAAGGGGAGUCGGUGACGGGAGAGAGAGGUAGGGGAAGAGGGCGACCUCGCGACGAUGGCAGUGGUGGGGGACGAAGGGCGGCGAGAGGGCUCCGACGGGGAGAGGAUGAUUGUGCCGCGGUGGUGGGAGGCUGACGUUGCGACGGGCCGGCGGGAGAGAUUUGGAACAACAGGGUGUGGAGGGAGGCUGAGAAUGGCGGAGACGACGACGGUGGAAGGCUCGACAGGCGGCUGCUGGAGACAGCGGCGCCGACGCCGACGGUGGAGGGUUGUGGCGGCGGAGGGCUCUGCGAGAGAGAGGGAGGAGAGACGGUGAUGGCUACGGGAGAGAGGGAAGAGAGAGGGAGGAUGGAGGAGUUAGGGGUUUUUUUUCUUUUUAUAUGGUAGGGUGAAUGAUUGGGUGUGGUAAAUUUUUACCCUUCCAAAAAUACCCUUCCUUUAAUCUUAACCGUUAAUUUAGAAAAAGAAGAAAGAGACAGGAGAGAGAGCAUAUCCAAGGGCUAUGAAGUGGGUUGUGAAUCUGACAACCCCCUUAAGGGGUUGUCACCGUAUCCCAUCCCGGGACAGAAUACUACUGCUUCCCCGAAGGAAUAUAUAAAUACUUAUAGAUCCUCAUCAAUUUUUUAGAUAAAGGAAAGAUUACAUA